Messenger RNA from Dreissena polymorpha, 1334 nucleotides. RefSeq lists its product as uncharacterized. The record is from RefSeq and is a predicted model, not a curated record. Lineage: Eukaryota; Metazoa; Mollusca; Bivalvia; Myida; Dreissenidae. The coding region runs from base 6 to 1334 and encodes 442 amino acids. The transcript has 4 exons.
UUCAAAUGAUGAAGCACGACGCUGUCUACAGCGCGAUUGUGAAAGAUUCGUUAAUCUUGCUUUAUGGACAGGUCUUAAUAAGCCAUCUUGGGAGCACACGUAAUAAAUAUGUGGCAAAAAGAAUGAGGCAUUUAGGGAGACUAAAAAUGCAACUUAAUGAACUGAAAGAACAAGAUGUGGAACUGAAUGCUUACAUUUCUCCAUGGUAUUUUGAUGCUAUUAUAACGGCAGUGAAAUCAUUAGGAGGCUAUCAUCACAACGAAGAGUACAGAUCUGUUUUUGAGGCACCUUCCCUUGCGCUUUCUCUCGGACAUAGCCUAGUAAGGCUUGCUGAAUUAAAACGGGGAAUUGCAAUACAAAGAAAAAGCUUUGUAUCGAAAAGCGAAAGCGAUAAUUUCAUUCAGUUGCAUUGUAAUCACUGGAAUCGCAUAAUUUCGUCAAUUGCGUUUAGAUCAGUUGAAGAGAACGCUUUCAAAAAGUCUAUGCUUCUUCCCGUCGUCAGGGAUCUGUUAAGGAUAAACUGUUACCUUCAUGCACGGUUGGCAGGACUUACAAAAAUAUUGUCCGAAAAACCGGACAGACAGGUUUGGAAGUUACUCGCGGAUGUAACAUUGGCGAGCAUCAUACUUUUCAACAGACGGACAGGUACAGAGGUGGCUCAGUUGCUGCGGCGCUCUUACCGGCAGCAUAUGUAUGGGCAUGAGGCUAUGGAUGCAGGGGUCAAAUGUAGUUUGAGACCUGUAGAAAAAAUACUGUUGACAAGAUGGAUGCCACGUCUGAGGCUUCGGCUAGUAUUGACUCUUGAUAGGCUUAACAAACCGUAUCCAAUUUUGCUGACACAAGACAUGGUGACUGCAAUCGACACCUUAGAAGAUACAAGAACCAAUUGUAGUAUCCGUACAAAAAACAUGUUUGUUUUUGCUUGCUUCGACCAAUUGGACUCGCAUACGAACGCUUGGUAUGCUCUGAAUCCACUUGCUCAUGAAGCAGGUUGCCAACACCCUGAUAUGAUAUCUUCGAGUUAUUUGCGGACGUACCUUUCAACUGUGUACCAGGUGUUGGAGAUGGAAGAUCGCGAGCGUGAAUUGCUCUCAGGACAUUUACACAUCGACGUACAUUCGCGCAAGGCGCACUACAGGCAACCCGGUGCAACUGAAGAUCUGGCAAAACUCGCUUGUAUGAUAUGCAUGGCUGAGAAUGGCGAAGCACAGAAUUUUGACGGAAAGAAAAUGUCUGAGAUUCAUGUUUCAGAACUAGAUGUACCUAUCGAUGAAGCAGAGUACACAGAAAUGUACAAUGAUGUUGACAUUUUGGAUGAUGAGUUAGCUGGCUAG